UUCAAUAAAAGAUACACAUUGGUGAAGUAAAAUGAAUGAAAAAUCAAUUAUUGUUUGAUGUAUCUAGUUGAAAACAGACCCAUUGCGAUUUCGAGACAGGAACUUGCUGUUAAAAGUGUUUAUUGUGCUUCUUGAGAUUUAAUAUCUUAGAAACAAAAGAAAACAGAAAAUGGCAGAAAAGGGAACAGAAAACACAGAUGAUUAUUUAAUAGACGCUGAAUAUUCAUCAGAUGAGGACUAUGCUAAUGUACUUCAUAAACUGGACCUAUUUAGAGCAACUGGAGGUUUCGAUGACUUUGAUGCGUCUUUAACAAACGAUGAUAGUAUACUCUGUAAAAUGGACCAAUUUGGAGUUCCUGCAGGUUUCGAAGACUUUGGUGAUGUAAGCAAUAACAGUGACCAGAGUGCUGAUGAAAACAGUGAAAAUGGGACAACACUAUGGGAUGAAAUUAUAGAUGAUUGUCUAAAAAACGCAGAUUUGAUAGACGAAGAUGGUAAUAAUGUUCUUCAUAAAUUGGUCCAAAUGGGAGAUGCUGAUAAUUUGGAUAACUUUGGUAGGCAAAUAAACAAGCUUCUUUUAGGAAAAGGAAAGGAGUUCGUUAAAGGAUCUUUAAAGCAUAAAAAUAAUAUAGGAAAUACACCUUUGCUUGAGCUAUUAAGGUGUGAAGAUAUGGAUUGUGUUAACAGAGAGGCCCUACAAAUCUUUUUAAACGAAGACUAUGAAUAUGAUAUUAACACUUCGAACAAUAUGAAAUUAGGUCCACUUCAUAUAAUAAUGUCAAAAGAAUUUCUGCCCAAUAUUUAUGAGAAUGUUUCAUCCGCCAUUGACAAACAAAUGUUGGAUGAUUACAACAAAAAGAGAAAUAUAAUUGCGACAAUGUUACUCAAGGCUCGUGCGAAUGUUAACCAAAAGGAUAUUUUCGAUCGUACGCCAUUGUUUUUAACAAAUGCUAUAAGUUCUGUUCAGCUUCUCAUAGACAAUGAAGCAGAUUUGAACAUUAACGAUAAAUUCGGAAGAUCCAUAUUGCUUGCAGCUGUAUCUAUGGAAAAUCAUAAACACCUUACUCGGUAUUAUAUCGAAACGAUGGACAAAGAAAUAAUUCUACACUCUGAUGUUUAUCAAUCAACACUAUUUCACUACGUGGCGAUAUUGCAGAAAGAAUUGGACAUAUGUGAUUACCUGGAAUGUAAGGAUAGAAAAGGAUGGGAUUACCUGGAAUGUAAAGAUAGAAAAGGAUGGGAUUACUUGGAAUGUAAAGAUAUAAAAGGACAUGCACCAAAUGAAGUUUCAAGAUUUCGGUUACAGUCUGAAAUCAAGGGAAUUCCAAAUGUCAAUAUAGAAUCUAUACAUUCACUUUUACAAAAGAGAGGAAUAGGGGCCCCAUGGGACCACGAAGAAAGUGAAUAUAUCAAACAAACUGUUAUAAAGUUUGCUGAAGAACUGUGCAUUGCUAUUGGUGAAGAAGACGCAAGAUUAAAAUGUACUCUUCAAAGAUCAGGAAGCUCAGAAGAGGGAACAAAAGUAGGAGAUCCAAAUGAAUUCGAUUUUAUAUUUUGCUUGGAUGAGAUACAGAAACUAUGUAGCGUUAAGGAUUUGAAGAUGGAAAAAGAAUUUGUUGAACUAAAUGCUAACAUGGCCAAUAAAGACAUUCCUCAGCCAUUUACAAUAUUUUUUGGGGAAGACGGUUUGUGUAAAAUAUCAGAAGUUCGAUUGGCAUUUUCUAGAGCGGUGAAAACAAUUGUUUUCAAUGAGAAGAUUUGGAAAUCAAAAGACAUUAUUUUUGGGAAGUUAAAAAAUUCUAAGGAAUGUGACAAACCGGUAAUAACAUUGGAAAUACGUUGGUUUGGAUGCUCUUACAAAGAUGAAAUUAUAAGUAUUGACCUCGUGCCAGCUAUUAGAAAAAUGGAAUGGUGGCCUUCAAAUGGCGGUUGUUGUGAUUUGCUGAAUGCAAGUAUUAAAGGACAAGGAUGCUUAUUGCUGUUUCAAACAACAGUCAUGGUACAGUCGGAAACACAUUUGAGAAUUUCUUGUUCACCGGCAGAGAUCGACUUGUUAAAAAAUGUUUUACCGCCAUAUUGUCUUGAAGGUUAUCGUCUUUGUAAGCUACUUUAUCUGUGGCUUACAAAUAUCCAUAGUUCGGACGAUAAGUAUAUUCAGGCCUGCAUAAAAAACAAAUUGAUAACAAGCUAUAUGUUCAAAAAUUGUCUCUUCUAUGUGUUCGAAAAUUACAAAAAGAAAGGCAAUCCAGAAGCAACCGGAAAUUAUCAUUCAGCUAUAGUUGAUUUAGUUGGCGACAUCUUAUCAUGUUUGCAGUCUUUUAACAAAAAACUAACGUUUCCAGUUUAUUUCAUUCCCAGACGUGAAGACAUUUUCAUCAUCAAACCUUAUGAACAAAUUAAUCUCAUGAAGGAAUUAAAAGAAAUCUUGAAACAUCAAUGCGAAACUCGUGCACAUGUUAUAAUGUAUAUGCAAAAGAUACAUGGUCGUGGAAUGUUACAUUGAAAACAUUCUGUUUGUUUCCGACAUUUAAAUGUACUUUUGAAAAAAAAAUGCGUACGUUGUUUCAAUGAGUUCUUUCGUAUCGUAUCUUAUUAUGGUUAACAUAGUUUUAUUCAGUUGUUGACUUUUGUACAUAUAUAAAUCAAUACCAUGCAUGUAAUGAAAUUUAAAAGAUAAAUUAUUUCUUUAAAUAGA
This is a messenger RNA of Mytilus californianus (California mussel), 2695 nucleotides long. RefSeq lists its product as uncharacterized. Bases 170 to 2503 code for a protein of 777 amino acids. The transcript is spliced from 6 exons. The record is from RefSeq and is a predicted model, not a curated record. NCBI's taxonomy places the organism in Eukaryota, Metazoa, Mollusca, Bivalvia, Mytilida, Mytilidae.